Molecule: messenger RNA, 5011 nt
Organism: Cheilinus undulatus (humphead wrasse)
Lineage: Eukaryota; Metazoa; Chordata; Actinopteri; Labriformes; Labridae
Product: RNA polymerase II elongation factor ELL
Exons: 12
Coding region: 1-1800 (599 amino acids)
Biological process (GO): transcription elongation by RNA polymerase II; positive regulation of transcription elongation by RNA polymerase II; snRNA transcription by RNA polymerase II
Cellular component (GO): transcription elongation factor complex
Molecular function (GO): cis-regulatory region sequence-specific DNA binding
Source: RefSeq, a predicted model, not a curated record
AUGGCAGCGCUGAGACAGGAGCAUCGGUAUGGGCUCUCCUGUGGCAAAAUCAACAAAAACACCCCAAACCAAACUCUGUAUCACGUCAAACUCACUGACACUGCCAUCCGGACCCUCGAAGCCUACCAGAACUUGAAGGCAUCACUAUCGAACCAGCCAGCCAUUUGCUUCAAGGGGAGCCAGGGGUAUAUAAAGAUCCCAGCACCGACCCCUGAAUCCCCCGAUGGCUUCAGAAUCUUCUCCUUCUACCUGUCCAGUGACAGCAAAGACAAGCCUCAGUCCAGCUUUGACUGCAUUCACCAGUAUGUCUCAGGGGAGGGCAGGGACCACCUGGAGGGCCAGGGCAGCAUCCAGGACAAGAUCACAGUUUGUGCCACGGAUGACUCCUACCAGACGACCCGAGAGCGCAUGUCUCAGGUGGAGAAGGACAUCUGGAGCCGUUCAGCGAUUGAAAUCAAACCAGGGCCGAGUAAGUGUGUGAAGGUCCAGAGGAAGCAGGGUCUUGUAUCAGGCUCAGAUAGCAGCAACAGACACUCCCCAAGCAACAAGAGGAGCCUAGUUAGCAGCCCUGUGGCACACCGGCCCCUGAGGGAUCGCAUCAUUCAUCUCCUUGCCUUAAAACCCUACAAGAAACCUGAGCUGCUACUGUGGUUGGAGAGGGAGCGGGCGAGUCAAAAGGACAAGGCUGACCUGACCUCAGUGCUGGAUGAGGUUGCUAAACUAAACCCAAAAGACCACAGCUACUCUCUGAAGGAUGAUCUCUACAGACACGUUCAGAGAGACUGGCCAGGAUAUCUGGAGGAGGAGAAGCAGCUCAUCCACAGGCUCUUGAUCAGGAAACUUCAGCCACUCCACAGUAGCCAGUUAAGAAGCCCCCAGUCCAACCAUUCGUUCCACAAAACUCCAGGGGACUCUCCUUCGCAACUCAGCCCUGCCAAGAAUCUCUCUGUGAAACGCCCGCUGCCCACGGACCCUUCCCACUGCCAGACCCCCAAAAAACAAAGACUGUUAGACCAGAGUUUGCCUCUGCAGUCGCCCUCUCAUGGAGACUACGGCACCAAUGGGGUUUGUAGCUCCUCUGGUCACGGAAACUCCAGUGUACACAUCAAACUGGAUUUUGACAAAACCAACAAUCAUCUCCAGGGGAGCCCGAAUCGUCUUUACUCACCACACAAACUCAGCACAUCUUUUACCAUCCCCAAACUGGAGAGGUCAGAGCCAGCUCCUCCUGCACCCAGCCCAAAGCAUGCACGCACAAACAACACCAUCUGCACAGACCAGCAGUUCAACAACGGGCUACAUAAAAAGAAAAAAUCCAAAAAGCACAAAGACAAGGAACGAGAGCGCUUAAAACCAGACUGGAUUGAGACCAGUCCAGACCAGAAGCAGAACCUAGAAAACUUUAAAGACCAUAACGGAGAAAAAUCACCCAUCAAUCAGACUUCAGCAGAGGAGCUGCCGGAUUAUUUAAUAAAAUACAGUGCCAUAACAGCACUGCAGCAGCGUCAGCAGUACAAGGACGACUUCUGUGCCGAGUAUGAUGAAUACAGAGCUCUUCAUGACCGGAUUGGGGCUAUCACAGAGAUGUUUGUUCAGUUGGGCUCAAAGAUCAACACUCUCUCCCCGGGAACACAAGAGUACAAGCUCAUGGAGGACCAAAUACUACAGAAGUACCGGAAGUAUAAAAAAAAGUUUCCUGGGUAUCGGGAAGAGAAGAAACGAUGUGAGUACCUCCAUCAGAAACUGUCACAUAUCAAAGGCCUGAUCACAGAGUACGACCGAGCGCAGGAGCUAUCCUAGUACCUGGCCUUAACCCUCAGUGGGGUGUGAUAUGACUGGACCAAAAGACUCCUGGUGGACCCAAAGACUGCCCUGCUGGGUUCCAGGGGGUCGCAAGACACUAUUCACUUUACUCCUCCGAGUAUUUGUGGAAUCGGGGAGCGAGAUUUGGGCUGAGACCACCGACUAGUGAUCAAAAGUUGCCCUUUAACAUUUUGGUUUUCAAUGAUUAUCGCUAAAAUGGCUGGAUUUAGUUCUGCUGUAAAAUGGUCACAGUGAAAGCCAAAUCAUUUCUUAUAAAAUGCAAAACAGAUGUGAUCCUUUCUGCUUAAUUGCAUUUUACUUUACCUUCAUGUUGUCAGAGCUAAAAAGCAUUGAUUUAUAAAAAGUAUUACAUUGAUGGUACAAUCAGUCUUAAGAGAAAACAAAUGCUAUUUUAGUCUUUAUAUUUAACAUUCAGAGGAGUUUAUCACUGUUUGCUGACACCAAGUCAAAUGUCAUCAUUCAAUCACAGCAAUUAUUCCUACAAUGACAACAGUAUGGAUGUGCCAUGAGCUCUCUGUGACAGAAUGCAAUCACUAUUCACCCAUUGGACCCUUUAAUUUAGCAGGACUUAGGCUCAUCAAAUGUUUACCUCAAUGUGUAGCUAAAUUGAGCACAUGCUGUAGUUAAGUCUAAAUUUAUCAUGUUCUAAAGUGUGCAAGUAUUUCUACACACAAUUUGAGGUUUGGAUAGGUUUCUUUGGGCUUCGAUUCUAAAGAUUUCACCAUGUAGCUUUCUGCCAACGCCCUGUGUCAAUUCUAGGAAAUGUCUGAAUGCCACAUAACCUAACCACUCCUCCCAGUACUAAAAUGCUGGUUUUCAAGGCGCUGCUUUUGCACAUUUAGAGUCAAGUUCACCCACAUGUAGCCUGCCAUGAGCUGCCUUUUAAUCAUAACUAACACCUCUCUGAAGUCUUACGGUUACAGGUGUGUUUACAUAUACUCAGUUCAUUGUGUAAUCAUGCUUAUGUACGCUUUAGAUGAAUGAUCAAGACUAUUCACUUUACAUUAAGUGUAAAUCUUACAGGGUAUUUAUCUUAACUAAUCAUGCUUGCCCACAGUUUGAUUUACUGUUAUUGGCUUGAAACUUAACUAAGUAUGAAUGCUUCACUUAGUUAAGAUUACAUUUAGCUGGACAUGAAAGACAUGCCUUUAUCUGUAUCUGUAAAUCAACGAGGGUCACUCAAUGACUUCACUUUGCUUCAGUUGUGUGUAAUGCACACACACGCCUUUGGAGGGUGCUAGUUGGAAUUUUAGGCUUCUAUUCUUCAAGGCAGAUUGAUCUGAAUAACCUCAACGUGCAACUGUUUUUCAUCUUCAUUAGCUGUGGCCUGCAGUAGUAAUCGUGCUCAGAUUUCAGUGUUCUCUGAACUUUUGCAUUGAUGUAGCUGUGCUAACAACUGUUGUCUUAAUGAUGCCCUAACAUGGGAGAAAGAUGUAUAGAUUUUGCCUUAACUAAUGUGUCAGACAUUUCCAAAAUUGUGUUCUUCAGGAGGUUCUUGGAUAAACCUGCACAGUUUAAAGCAUACUUUUUCACUUACGUCUUUUAGUUUGAAUGAAACAUUAGUUACUGGAUAGUUGUUGUGCAGCAGUUGUCUGUAUCGGUUGUUUUUGUGUUGUUUUGUUCUCCUGAACGUCUUAAUCAUUUUCUUUGUUAGCUUCAUUUGCUGUUUCAUAAUCUGUCAGAUUAAUAUAAAAGAUUGAAUUCACGGUCACCAUAUCAAGCAAAGAUAUCAACAACAAUCACUACAAGAAUCUGCUUUUCUCAUUUCUAAAUGCAAACACUAAGAACGUAGUCACAUACAAAGCUGCUGAUGUGCAAAAGAAUAACAAACCUUUGUGUUUUUUAGUAUUUAAGGACGCUUGAAGGACUUGAGGUAAGUCACUUUGUCUUGGCACAUAUGAAAGUUUCCAUGAAAGGAAUAUUUAUAAGCACUGAUUAUUGAAAACUCUAAAUUUUAGGCCGGCUCGUGAUCAAUUAUUUUUAGGGUUCGAUGCCAUUGAAGAUUAAAAAAAAAAACCUUGAUUCUUAAAGUUCUGGUUCAUCUACACAAAUGUUUUCAUCAUUCUGGCUGUAUUCAUCUCCUCUCAGGACCAGAUUUAACAGGAUUUUAUGAUUCUUUGAUGAAAAUGCUUUUUGGGGAGCUUAGUUGGCAUGCUUUAUGGCUCUGCCCAAGCUAAUGACGUGUUUGGUUGUGGUACUGCAUCCGGAAAUAAAUGAGGCAUGGCUCAGUUGUACGUAAAGCCAGCAGCACACAGCCUGUUAUGACAGUUAAAUAAUUUAUUUGUUUCACAAAAAAGGUACUGAAACAUUAUUAUGAAUAACGGUUGGAUAGUAGUGUCUGCCUGAAUAAUACAAAGUAUCAAUUAUACAAUUAAUAUCAACAGUAAUAAUUGCAUAGUGGGAGACAUCCUGGAGCACAGUAUCAGUCGUGUCAAAUGGUUUGAUUUACUGAGUCCGUUCGUAUUUACUGAAAUGAAAUCUUUUGAGAAAGUGUUCCCAAGUGCUAACUGUGAUGUUUAUUGAGGAGCUAACUACUGAAGGUGCCUUUUUCAUUCAGAGCAGAGCCACUCUGCAUGUAAUCAUGAUUGGUAUUAUGAAAUGUUUUUAAAACAGGGCCAGCAGUAUUACAUCUGUAGUUUCACACUGUUGCCACUUUUCAAAGUGCUUUUUUAUUUUACAAGUUGAAGUUAGAGGCCUUUACACUUUUUUGGCAGUGAUAUCUUAUAGAAAAUAGUCCCAGAAAUACUUCAAUAUUUUAAAAAUGUUAAGCGUUUAUGGACACAUUUGAAACAGCAUAGAUCAGUAGCCAUUUGUAUUCAUGUUUGAUGAAAAAACCCUGGAAAUUAUUUCCCCAAACUGCUACAAGGUGUGUUUAAUUGGUCUAUUGGUACAGGGGAAAGCAACCCCUGUAUGGAAAUGUGAAAUCAAACAUUUUCCCAUUAAAUCACUGCAGCUGAUCUGUUUAGGACAUGUUUCUUUAUUUAUUGCUUCGUCUGUGUUUGUCCUUUUUUCUGGAAUUUAUCUUUGCAAUAGUUAGUUCAUUUUUCCACAACAAAACUCAAACGUGCGGUGAAAGGGAAAUGGAAUAUAUUUUUGCAAUUUUUAAUGGUGGAUGCUUUACCACAGUGUCAUCCUUUUGAGAAAAAGCUUUCAGAAAAAGUGUAUUGUUGUCUCAAUAUAAUUGAAA